UUGAAACAUACUUCUUUUUAAAUACAAAUUUUAAAUUUUUUUUUAUAUUUUUCGCUCUAGAACCUACACAGUUUACAGCUUGCUCAACUUAUUAAAAAAUGUCACAAAAGUCGUAUACAGCAAGAUUAAAACAGGAUUAUAUAAGACUAAAACAGGACCCCGUUCCUUAUAUACAUGCCGAGUUUUUGCCUUCGAACAUUCUUGAAUGGCAUUAUGUUAUUAUUGGUCCCACAGACUCACCGUACUCUGGAGGUUAUUAUCAUGGAAGUUUAAUAUUCACUAAAGAUUUCCCAUUUAAGCCACCAUCAAUUUACAUAUAUACUCCAAACGGAAGAUUCAAGCCAAACAAAAGACUUUGCCUGUCGAUUUCUGACUAUCAUCCAGACACUUGGAAUCCUGCAUGGUCCGUAUCGACAAUCCUCACUGGACUAUUAAGUAUUAUGUUGGAGUCAACUCCUUUACUUGGAAGUUGUGAGUCUACAUUUUUGGAAAAAAAGAAGCUGGCUUUAAAUUCUUUAAAUUUCAAUCUGAAAAACGAGACAUUUGUUGAACUGUUUCCAGAAUUGGUAAUUGAAAUAAAGUCUAAACUUGAGAAGAUUAAUGAAUUAAAGAGACAAAACGAAAAGGAAGCAAGUGAAAAGUCUGCAACUGAAACUAAUCGUGUGGAAAGUAGUAGUAAUAAUGCAUACAAUUUUUGUUUCAAUGUGAUAAUUUUUGUUAUUUUUGGAGUAUUUAUUUGUAUAGUGAAAAAGAUUUAUGAAUCGGGAGAUCAAGAGGAGUAAAAUAAAGUAUAAUAUACUCAUACUGUGGCAACCUGAGUGUCGAAUUCCUUCGACACUCAGUGUCGAAGGAUUUAAAAAUGUCGAAGGAAAGUCGAAAUUUUAAAUUUUUUUUGACCGUUGAAAAAAAUCAAAAAAUAAAAGUAAACAAAUAAAAAUUUCAGUCAUA
Chironomus riparius is the source of this 948-nucleotide messenger RNA. Lineage: Eukaryota; Metazoa; Arthropoda; Insecta; Diptera; Chironomidae. The record is from the annotation of a GenBank genome assembly.